Paramecium octaurelia is the source of this 405-nucleotide messenger RNA. The record is from the annotation of a GenBank genome assembly. Lineage: Eukaryota; Ciliophora; Oligohymenophorea; Peniculida; Parameciidae.
AUGAUUUAAAACACUAGUUAUGAAGACAACUUAUAGUGUUGGCAAAGAUAAUUUUUUCCGCAUUUGGCAUAGGACUUACGGUAUUUGAUAUUGUGGUCGCUGUUGGAAUCACAAUUAAGAGGAUAAGAAUGGUAAAAAUAUUUCUUUUCAAUACAGUGUGUAUGAUGUAGUAGAAGUAGGAGUCGAUAUAGAAAAAAAAUAGAUUAAGUGGAUAAAAUAAAAAACAAACUAAAAUUUUGUAAAUUUAUUAUUGAAAUUUAGAGUCUUGAAUUUGAUAGUACAACGGAUUUAUAUCCAUACAUACAUAUUAAAGAAAAGACCUUGACUUACUUGAAAUUUUUUCAAUUUAGUUUACUGCGUUUAAAAGAGAAAAAAAUAUUUAUUUAUAAUAGAUAAAUAUAUUGA